UUGUCACAAACAUAAUGACAACGGUUGAUAAUGAAAACGAUGAUGAUUGACGACGCUUAGUCGAGCAUUGCGUGAAAAUUGGCGCAUCGUAUGAUUGUAACGUGCCUGGGGACUUCACCGCUGUAUCUUCUUCCUUCACCCCUGACUCCGAGUGACAGACUCUGCUGUAGCCGAGCUUGAAAAUGGUCAACUGGAAUUGGAAAGCCACUUUCCGAUUGAUCAAGCACUCGCCUAAAUUCUUCUUGGAACGCCGAUGUAUCACUCUGGCUUUAGUUUCCGGUUUCAGGGCUUUCUCCAGUGGAAGCAGCGCUAAGUUACAAUGUAAUAUUUUUCGCGGAAAGCAGAGGCUUUUCCCUAUUUUCGGUUACGUAGAAAUAGAAGAAACUUGUAUCGGAAUGCCGGCUGGAGUUCAGCGUCAAUGUUAUGGUUCAUUAGCUGGAUCUGUUCAUAGAAACCCACGGUUUUCAGCGUUAAAUGAUGAUGAUAUUAUAUAUUUUGAGAGCAUACUAGGGAACAAAAAUGUCAUCCAGGACGAGGAGAGGCUUAUUGCUGCCAAUACUGAUUGGAUGCACAAAUAUAAAGGAUCCAGUAAACUCCUGCUACUGCCACGGAGCACCGAGGAGGUAUCUCAGAUACUAAAAUACUGCAACUCUAGAUGCCUGGCUGUUGUUCCUCAAGGUGGAAAUACUGGUCUUGUGGGUGGAAGUGUACCUGUUUUUGAUGAAGUGAUUAUCAAUCUUAGUUUGAUGAAAGAAAUCAUAUCUUUUGACAAGGUAAGUGGUAUAUUGGUGUGUGAAGCAGGAUGCAUAUUGGAAAAUAUAAUAACAUUCCUGGACAAUGAAGGAUUUAUUAUGCCACUAGACUUAGGUGCCAAAGGCAGCUGCCAGGUUGGUGGAAAUGUCUCAACUAAUGCUGGUGGUUUGCGCCUUGUUCGCUAUGGAUCCCUUCAUGGAAAUGUACUUGGUCUUGAAGCUGUUCUGGCAAAUGGUACUGUAAUUGACAUGCUUAAGACGCUACGCAAAGAUAACACCGGCUAUGACUUGAAACAUCUAUUUAUAGGAAGUGAAGGUUCCCUAGGAAUUGUUACCAAGGUUUCCAUACUCACACCACCAAAAUUAUCUUCCGUCAAUGUGGCUUUUCUUGCUUGUAAAGAUUAUAUCAGCAUCCAGAAAUUGCUACAGGAAGCAAAGAGAAGACUCGGGGAGAUAUUAUCUGCAUUUGAAUUUUUAGAUGGCCCAUCUAUGAAUUUGCAGGUUUUAAAUCAUUUGGAAGGUGCACGGAAUCCAUUACCUGCGUCAAUGCAUAACUUUUAUGUUCUGAUUGAGACUACAGGAAGUGAUGAAUCCUUUGACAAACAAAAGCUUGAAGCAUUUUUACUUCACUCUAUGGAAAAUGAAUUGGUAUCUGAUGGUGUUCUUGCCCAAGACAUAAACCAAGCUUCAUCGUUUUGGCAUUUACGGGAGGGUGUGCCAGAGGCACUAAUGAGAGCGGGAGCUGUUUACAAAUAUGAUUUAUCGAUACCUGUUGAAAAGUUGUACAAUCUUCCUGAAGAAUUGCGCGCUAGACUUGGCAAUAUCGCUAAUGUAGUAGCAUAUGGUCACCUGGGAGAUGGUAAUUUGCACUUAAACAUCUCAGCUCCCCAGUGUGAUGAUAAGAUUUUAUCACAGAUCGAACCUUAUGUGUAUGAAUGGACAUCGAAGCACAAUGGCAGUAUAAGUGCAGAGCAUGGCCUUGGAUUAAUGAAAGCUAAUGAGAUUUUCUAUAGUCAGUCACGUGAAACUGUGCAAUUAAUGGCUUCAAUCAAGAAUCUGCUGGAUCCGAACAAAAUACUCAAUCCAUAUAAAGUUCUACCACACACUACCCAAGCUGCGUACAAGAAUCGGCUCCCUUUUGCAGCUGAAGUGGGAUUUUGGUCAGCCUGCACUGUUACACAUGUGCUAAACUCGAUCGACCAUUAUUCAUGAUCUUUAUUUAGCCAGGCCUCCUGUGUGUAUUUCCAGUUUUUCUGUAUGAAUGUAAGCUGACAUUCUCAGUCUUUCUUGAUGUUGAUGAUGAUGAUGAAAUGGACAGUUUCUCUAGUUGGGAAAAAAGAAGACAGUCCUUUUUUUUUUUGGUUUGUGACAGUGACCAUUUCUUUCAAGUUUCAAUGUCGUCAUCAGAAGUACACUCUGGUUCUGUUGUGCGACUUUCACAGUGGACGUUGACUAUGCCUUCUUUUUACCCACGCCUACCCCGUAGCACCGUCUUAUGUAUUAUUUGUAUUCUAAAUACAUUUUUUCCGAUGUAGUGAGAAUAGCACUUUUCUUUUCCUCAACAUUUUUAAUUUAGCAAAUGCUACGGUGCCAAAACAAGUGAUUAGCCUGCUUUAUAAAAGUUUACAUUGAAAGGUUCAUGUA
Prosopis cineraria is the source of this 2396-nucleotide messenger RNA. Its product is annotated as D-2-hydroxyglutarate dehydrogenase, mitochondrial. The transcript has 16 exons. Lineage: Eukaryota; Viridiplantae; Streptophyta; Magnoliopsida; Fabales; Fabaceae. Gene Ontology annotation, molecular function: catalytic activity; FAD binding. Bases 183 to 1964 code for a protein of 593 amino acids. Gene Ontology annotation, cellular component: mitochondrion. The record is from RefSeq and is a predicted model, not a curated record.